CGAACUGCGGGGGUAGUUAAUUAGUUUUAUUACACAUCAGUUCAGCACAGACGCGUUCCAAAACGCGACAGUGAAUCAAUCAUGCGUGAAAUCGUACAUCUUCAAGCCGGGCAAUGCGGCAACCAAAUUGGAGCCAAGUUCUGGGAGGUGAUUUCCGACGAGCACGGCAUCGAUCCGACCGGCACGUACCACGGCGACUCGGAUCUGCAGCUGGAGCGGAUUAACGUCUACUACAACGAGGCGACUGGGGGCAAAUACGUGCCGAGGGCGAUCCUGGUGGACCUUGAGCCGGGGACCAUGGACGCGGUGCGCUCGGGUCCGUUCGGGCAGAUAUUCCGGCCCGACAAUUUCGUCUUCGGGCAGAGCGGCGCCGGGAACAACUGGGCGAAGGGCCACUACACGGAGGGUGCGGAGCUGGUGGACUCGGUCCUGGACGUCGUAAGGAAGGAGGCGGAGAGCUGCGACUGCUUGCAGGGCUUCCAACUGACGCACUCACUGGGCGGCGGGACGGGGGCUGGAAUGGGAACUCUACUGAUAUCGAAGAUCCGCGAGGAGUAUCCCGACCGUAUAAUGAUGACCUUCAGCGUGGUGCCCUCGCCCAAGGUCUCCGACACCGUGGUCGAGCCCUACAACUGCACCUUGUCGGUCCAUCAGCUGGUGGAGAACACCGACGAGUCGUACUGCAUCGACAACGAGGCCCUUUACGACAUCUGCUUCAGGACCCUGAAGCUGACCACCCCGACCUACGGGGACCUUAACCAUCUUGUCAGCGCCACGCUCAGCGGUGUUACGACCUGCCUCAGAUUCCCCGGACAGCUGAACGCAGACCUGAGGAAACUCGCCGUGAACAUGGUGCCCUUCCCUCGGCUCCACUUCUUCAUCCCCGGGUUCGCACCCCUCACUUCCCGCGGUUCGCAACAGUACCGAGCUCUAACGGUCCCCGAACUCACUCAGCAGAUGUUCGACGCGAAGAACAUGAUGGCGGCCUGCGACCCCCGGCACGGUAGGUACCUCACCGUGGCCGCGGUCUUCAGGGGUAGGAUGUCCAUGAAGGAGGUCGACGAGCAGAUGCUCAACAUUCAGAACAAGAACAGCAGUUACUUCGUAGAGUGGAUACCGAGUAACGUGAAAACCGCGGUCUGCGACAUCCCGCCUCGCGGUCUCAAGAUGUCCGCCACGUUCAUCGGGAACUCAACCGCGAUACAGGAGCUCUUCAAACGCGUUUCCGAACAGUUCACAGCGAUGUUCAGGCGCAAGGCGUUCCUUCAUUGGUACACCGGCGAGGGCAUGGACGAGAUGGAGUUCACCGAGGCCGAGAGCAACAUGAACGACUUGGUCUCCGAGUACCAGCAGUACCAGGACGCCACCGCCGAAGAGGACGGGGAGUUUGACGAAGAGGAGGAGGGCGAGGGCGAGGACAAGUGAUCAAGGGAUUUCCGGAUCCACACGACGACUGAACGGAUGAUCGGAAAAUUGAUAAAACUAUUAAGAAAAACUAUAUACCGGCAAACAUACCCUAGCGACCGUACCCUCACAUCUAGGUACUUGUCGCGGUUCCUUUCUCUCCACCUGAUCAACACAUUGUCUGUACUUUCUUUCCCCAUAAAUGUUUAACGGUUUUGAUCGUGACAUUGUAGUAUUAGUAAAAAUUUGAUAAGACUAAGCUGUAAGGGUCAUUGUUGCUGUUCAUAUUGUUGUCCAUGUGU
Molecule: messenger RNA, 1706 nt
Organism: Neodiprion virginianus
Lineage: Eukaryota; Metazoa; Arthropoda; Insecta; Hymenoptera; Diprionidae
Product: tubulin beta chain
Exons: 2
Coding region: 82-1425 (447 amino acids)
Biological process (GO): mitotic cell cycle; microtubule cytoskeleton organization
Cellular component (GO): cytoplasm; microtubule
Molecular function (GO): GTP binding; GTPase activity; structural constituent of cytoskeleton
Source: RefSeq, a predicted model, not a curated record